AUGGCCGUCGCCAUCCAACAAUCUAUCGAACCGCAAAAUGUCGCGAUCCUUGAGCACCGCACCUUUACAGACCCGGAGAAAGUUGAACUAGAUUUCGAUGCGCUAAGAAGGAAAUACCAACAAGAGCGCGAUAAGCGACUCAAAAACGGUGGCAUUAAUCAGUACACCAUUAUUCAGCCAUCGAGCAAGGCGGCAGAGCAGUUCCUCAUCGACCUGUAUGUCGAACCGGGCUUUGCGCGUGAUACAAUCAAACUCGAAACAGAUGUAAUCAUUAUCGGCGGAGGGUUCGGCGGCCUCCUUUGCGCUGUGCGGAUGUUAGAGCAAGGUAUCACAAAUUUUCGGAUUAUCGAAAAGGGAGGUGAUUUCGGGGGCACAUGGUACUGGAAUCGAUAUCCCGGAGCCCAGUGCGAUAUCGAAGCUUAUGUGUAUAUGCCCCUAUGUGAGGAGACCAAUUACAUACCUUCCGAGAAAUACACCCAUGCAUCUGAGCUCCUCGAGCAUGCACGCCGAAUUGGAACUCAUUAUGGGUUAUAUGACAAAACGCUUUUUCAAACCGAGACCCUAAAACUCCAAUGGAACGAGACAACAACUCGCUGGGACGUCGAAACAAACCGAAUGGAUACCAUCUCUACCCGUUUCAUCAUACCGGCAGCAGGGCCUCUUCACCGACCAAAGCUACCAGGAGUGCCAGGGAUAGAUUCUUUCAAGGGCCACAUGUUUCACUCAUCUCGCUGGGAUUAUGACUAUACUGGUGGCCACAACCGGGGAGAUUUAACGAAACUGGCCGAUAAACGAGUCGGGAUCAUUGGGACUGGUGCAACAGCGGUACAAAUCGUACCUCAUGUUGGCGCUGCAGCUAAACAGCUUUAUGUCUUUCAGCGUACCCCGUCGAGCAUUGACGUCCGCAAUAACCGCCCGACCGACCCCGUGUGGGCAAAGUCACUGCCAAAAGGGUGGCAGCAAGCACGAAUGGAUAACUUUGACACCGUCAUUGCUGGUGGGUAUGUUGAGGAAGACCUAGUCGCUGACGGUUGGACCGACAUCCUGAGAAAUCUAUGGCCUCGCAAAACCGGAGAUGACAUCGCCACCAUGGAUCCUGCCAAGCUUGCGGCAAAGAUUCAGCUUGCGGACUAUAAGAAGAUGGAGUCCAUACGUGCUCGCGUCGACAGUAUUGUGAAGGAUAAGGAGACUGCCGAAGCUCUCAAGCCAUGGUAUAAUCAGAUGUGCAAGAGGCCAUGCUUCCAUGAUCAGUACCUUCAGACUUUCAACAGGCCAAAUGUCAAGCUAGUCGACACGAAGGGAGAAGGAAUCGACAGGAUUACACCCGAAGGAGUGAUGGCGAACGGUGUAAAUUACGAAAUCGAUUGUCUGAUCUAUGCAACCGGGUUCGAACUAGCCACUGAUUGGGCACAGCGAACGGGAAUGGAGAUAUACGGCCGAGACGGGAUUACAACGACUGAAAAGUGGAAGAAUGGAUUUCAAACAUUCCAUGGCUGGACGAGCCGUGGAUUCCCCAAUUGCUUCUUCGUCAACAGUGUUCAGGCAGCCGUUUCACCAAACUUCCUCCAUGCGACGGCAGAGCAAGCUAAGCAUUUCGCCUAUGUUAUCAGACGGGCCUGUGACAAGAAGGUCCGUUCUCUUGAGCCCACUGCCGAAGCCGAGAACGCCUGGGUUCAGCUCUGCGUUGACUUGGCGGAGCCUCGACGGAAAUUUCUUGAGGACUGUACCCCAGGUUACUAUAACAACGAAGGCGAAUUCGACGACUUGAAAUCACAGAGGAACGUCAUCUAUGGUGGAGGCUCCCCAGCCUUCUUUGAGCUGACUAGGAAGUGGAGGGCCGACGAUCGUUUCGAGGGCUUGGAGGUACAUUAUCUUGAAGAGUAG
This is a messenger RNA of Cladophialophora psammophila CBS 110553, 1884 nucleotides long. Its product is annotated as cyclohexanone monooxygenase. The transcript is spliced from 2 exons. NCBI's taxonomy places the organism in Eukaryota, Fungi, Ascomycota, Eurotiomycetes, Chaetothyriales, Herpotrichiellaceae. Bases 1 to 1884 code for a protein of 627 amino acids. The record is from RefSeq and is a predicted model, not a curated record.